AUGAGAGAAUGUUUGAUGUUUGGACUUGACCUAGAAUCCCGUUACUUAGCAAACGUUGUAGCUGAAGAAGAAACGGUACAAUUGCUAGUGGGAACGCAUAAUAUAAAAAUGGACAACCAGAUUUGUCGUUUAUCUCUCGACGCAGAAUAUUCACGUAUUUCGUCUCUGUCGUUCCCACAUCCUGUCGGUGAGGUUCGAGGUCUUGCUGCAUCGCCCAUCAAUGCAAAUAUUGUUGCAUCGGCUGUGGCCAACUUUCACGGCUCGUCUGCAACUUAUGGUGCGUACCUAUGGGAAUUGGAUAGCACUAAAGGUGUAAUGGAAGAGAAGGACUUUGUAUCUGUUGAGCAGUGCCCUUUAAGCUACGAAUGGGAUCAACAAAGUGGACAUGCCUCUUGUCUUUUCCAGUCUUCGGUACUCAUUUUUCACUGUGAUGAAGGGUUAAAAGUAAGCCAAAACAGAAUCUUGAGCUGUAAGACAUAUGCACAAGCCUGGAAUCCUCAUAGCUCUGGAAAUCUGAUAGGUUUGACAACGGAUAAGGAUAUCAUCUGCCAUGAUCUACGAGCAGAAGGAGAAUCGAUGCGAAUUAAGGAUGCCCAUAUGCAUCGCGUUCUACAUUUGGACUUCAAUCCUAAUCUUCAGCACGUAGUUGCGUCAUGUGGAGAUGAAGGAGCAGUUCGAUUAUGGGACUGGCGCCAUCCUUCUGUUUCGUUAAUGACAGCAACUCCGCAUACUCACUGGGCUUGGCAAGUUCGAUUCCAUCCAGUUCACGAUCAGCUCAUUCUAUCAGCAGGAAGUGAUGCUACUGUAGUUUUGUCAUGUAUGCUCUCGGCAAGCAGUGAAAUUGACGACCUAAACUUAGAUGGAACCACAGAGGAGAGCUUUGAGAAACUCGAAGAUGGCCAACUGGAAAGGAUAGAGGAACAUGAAGAAUCCAUAUAUGCAUGCGUAUGGGCUACAGCCGACCCUUGGACAUUUGCUUCAUUGUCCUAUGAUGGACGCGUAGUUGUUUCAAGAGUUAGCAGGAAACAUAAAUACGCCCUCAUGAAACUAUGA
Molecule: messenger RNA, 1053 nt
Organism: Angiostrongylus costaricensis
Lineage: Eukaryota; Metazoa; Nematoda; Chromadorea; Rhabditida; Metastrongylidae
Source: the annotation of a GenBank genome assembly